This is a messenger RNA of Ziziphus jujuba (common jujube), 2271 nucleotides long. RefSeq names its product L-type lectin-domain containing receptor kinase IX.1. NCBI's taxonomy places the organism in Eukaryota, Viridiplantae, Streptophyta, Magnoliopsida, Rosales, Rhamnaceae. The coding region runs from base 101 to 2152 and encodes 683 amino acids. The record is from RefSeq and is a predicted model, not a curated record. Gene Ontology annotation, cellular component: plasma membrane. The transcript has a single exon. Gene Ontology annotation, molecular function: ATP binding; protein kinase activity; carbohydrate binding. Gene Ontology annotation, biological process: protein phosphorylation.
CCAUGUGGAUAUAUAUGAGCAUCAAAACCUCCCAAAAAAAAAAAAAGAAAGAGACAAAAGACCAACUCAAACUCGCAAACCCCCUCUCCCUGUCAUCAUAAUGUUUCUUUGGUAUUCUUGCCAACACCAUCUUUCAUAUAAUUUGAUGAUUACCACUUUCUUGCUUCUGAUUUAUAUCCCAUAUUCACUUCCGCUAGAUUUCGAUUACCCAGUUCUAGAUCAAGAUAAAGGUACCUUAAUAAUAGAAGGAAACACAACACACUUGGGUUCAGAAAUAGAACUGACCAAAUUAAACAAAACAGACCAGAUUGGGCAUGUCAAGUAUUUUGAAGACUUUCAACUUUGGGACAGUGUCUCUGGAAGAGCAGCGGAUUUCACUACCAGUUUCUCCUUCAUCAUCUAUUCGCCAACGGACGGUCCACAUGGAGAUGGGUUGGUGUUCUUCCUCGCACAGCCACCGUUUGGAGUUCCAAAUAGUACGGAUGGCAGUCAUCUUGGGAUGAUCAAUAUCCAGGAUAACCGUUUCUCAUCGGCACAGAAAUUCGUUGCUGUGGAGUUUGAUACUUUGGCAAAUAAGGAUUUGGACCCCGAAAACGUUACCCAACAUGUAGGCAUCGACGUCAACUCCUUGGUUUCAAACGUCACUACAUCUUGGUAUUGUGAUAUCACAACCUGGAAGGUAUACAAUGCUACUGUAAGUUACACUUCUAAAAUGAAAAAUCUUAGUGUUUCCUUCACCGGAUACAAAGAGGAUGUUCCAUUUCUGCAGAACCUUUCCUGUGAAAUCAAUUUAACCGAAUAUUUAUCAGAGAAUGUUACUUUUGGCUUCUCAGCUGCAAAUGGAUUAUUCACUUCCAGACACAUUCUUCGCUCAUGGUCUUUCCAUUCCAGUGACUUUACAAGCACGAAUUCUAAGACAACAGGAUUAGUCAUUGGGCUGAGCGUAGGUGUUUGUGUUUUUAUUGGAGCUUUAGGUUUGAUUUCUUUUGGUGUAUGGAAGUGGAAGAAGAAGAAGAAAAAGAGUACUAGAGAUCGGGAAGAAGAAGAAGAAGAUGAUGAUGAAAUGGGAAUUGAUCUGUUAAUGGACAAUGAUUUCGAGAGAAGUAGUGGAGCUAAAAGGUUUUCCUACGAUGAUUUAGUCGCUGCAACAAACAACUUUUCAGAGGAAGUGAAACUUGGACAAGGAGGCUUUGGUUGGGUUUACAGAGGUUUUCUACAAAACUUGAAUUCAAAUGUAGCUAUAAAGAAGAUAUCCACCAAAUCUGAUCAGGGGAUAAAGGAAUAUGCAUCCGAGGUGAAGAUCAUCACCCAACUUAGGCACAGAAAUUUAGUGCAACUCAUCGGUUGGUGCCACAGAAAGAAAGAUCUACUCCUCAUCUACGAGUUCAUGUCAAAUGGGAGCUUAGAUUUCCAUCUUUUCGGAGGUAAAAGCUCAUUGACUUGGCCAGCAAGGUACAACAUAGCUCAAGGCUUGGCUUCAGGAUUGCUCUACCUUCACGAAGAGUGGGAACAGUGUGUGCUGCAUAGGGAUAUUAAAUCGAGUAAUGUGAUGUUGGAUUCGAAUUUCAAUGCUAAGCUUGGUGAUUUUGGGUUAGCUAGGCUGGUGGACCAUGAAAAAGGGUCACAUACCACAAUGGUGGCUGGCACUUUGGGCUAUUUGGCCCCUGAAUGUUUCACCACCAUUAGGGCUAGCAGGGAGUCCGAUGUCUACAGCUUUGGUGUUGUAAUAUUGGAGAUAGCUUGUGGAAGAAAACCCAUUGAUCCUAAGGUCGGAGAUGGCGAUCAUCAAAACGGAUUGGUGGAGUGGGUGUGGAAGCUCUAUGGAAUGGAAAAGGUUUUGGAAGCGGCUGAUCCUAGACUUUGUGGGGAAUUUGAUGACCAGCAGAUGGAAAGAUUGUUGAUUGUUGGGCUUUGGUGUGCUCGCCCGGAUUACAAUCUGCGACCGUCGAUUAAGCAAGCGAUUCGUGUACUUGAAUUUGAAGCUCCAUUACCUGCUUUGCCAUUAGAGAUGCCAUUGCCUACUUACUUGCCUCCUUCGCUUCCAAGGUCGUUUGGCAGCACUUCUGCUUCUGAGAAUGCCCAAACCCAGUCGUCAACCAUUACUAGUCACUAUACCAGUUCCUCACAAUCCACUUCAUCGAUUAGCCACUAGCCAGCCAAGUUGAUGUCUAAGUGUGGAAUUUGAUGCUUUUUGAUUCCAAAUAGUUUAGCUUGUACUGAUCUUCAAACUAUUUUCUGUUCGUAAAAUUUGUUAUUAUCCUUUCGAUGCUA